Hibiscus syriacus is the source of this 2722-nucleotide messenger RNA. RefSeq lists its product as uncharacterized. Gene Ontology annotation, molecular function: glycosyltransferase activity. NCBI's taxonomy places the organism in Eukaryota, Viridiplantae, Streptophyta, Magnoliopsida, Malvales, Malvaceae. The record is from RefSeq and is a predicted model, not a curated record. Bases 521 to 2572 code for a protein of 683 amino acids. The transcript has 4 exons.
UGCUCUUGACUUGGAAAUCUCUGAUCAUUGAAAGAAUCUAGUUCGAAAAUUGGAAAAUUUGAGGUUUCUUUGGAACAUCCGGAUAUAUUUUAAAAAAAAUCAACUUAGUUCUUUAUCAGUUGAAUCGUUAGUUUCUGAUGAAUGCAGAAACCAAAUGGAAAUUGAGAUCUCGCUUCUCAACGUUUCAUUAGUCUGAAAUAUAAAACAUAUUUUUUUGAUAGCUUUAAUUUGUUCGAAUAAGCUCAGGUUUUUGUUUGUUUUCACUUAUUUGUUUUUUUACCUAUGCCAACCAUAUUUUCUUUACUUUUUUUGCAUUAUAUAUUAUUCUGUUGUUUGACAAACACAAAAUCUUUAUUUUCCUCGUUGAUGUCGGUUUGGAGUUUAGAAAACCUGUAGAACGAGGUACAUGUAAGCAUUUCGGAGCUAGAAGAACGGGAGUGGAUCUUUAAGUGCUACUUGUUUCUUAUUUUCUAAAAUAUGAAGAAUGUUGAUUUAGUUUGACAGAAGUAACUAUAGCCAGAUGCUAAUGGAGGAAAGUGUCAGCAAGGGACCAUCAUCCCUGAGGCUAGGUAGCCUUAAGUCCAGUCUGUCAGGAAGAUCAUCUCCAAAGAGUUCUCCUACGUUUCGGAAACUGCAUUCAAGCCGAACGCCAAGAAGAGAAGCUAGAAGUGGAGUUGGUGGCAUUCAAUGGUUUAGUAGCAACAGAUUAGUGUAUUGGUUGCUUUUGAUUACUCUUUGGGCUUACCUUGGAUUUUAUGUCCAGUCCAGGUGGGUUCAUGGUCAUAAAAAGGAGGAAUUUUUGGGUUUCAGUGGUGAUCCAAGAAAUAAACCUGUAGAUGCUGAAAAGAAUGCACGGCGAGAUUUGCUUGCUGAUAAUAGUUUGGUAGCGAUGAAUAAUGGAACUAAUAAAACUCAGGUGUCUAGUGAUAGAAAGUUUGAUGUGAUUUUAGCCAAGAAUGGGAAAGAAGUCUCAUCUAGGAAGAAAAAGAAUAAAAGAGCAAGACGUAAUUUACACAAGACACGUGGUAAAUCAAAGGCAAAAAUGAACAUUGAAAUUGGUGACACAGAGGAUCAGGAACAAGAAAUUCCACAAACUAAUUCUACUUAUGGAUUGCUUGUUGGUCCAUUUGAAGCAGUGGAGGACAGAGUUCUGGAGUGGAGUCCUGAAAAGCGAUCUGGUACAUGUGAUAGAAAGGGGCAUUUUGCACGCCUUGUUUGGUCUAGAAGAUUAGUGUUGGUAUUUCAUGAACUCUCGAUGACUGGGGCUCCAAUUUCAAUGAUGGAGUUGGCAACAGAACUUUUGAGCUGUGGAGCUUCUGUAUCUGCUGUUGUUCUGAGUAAGAAGGGAGGACUUAUGUCUGAGCUUGCAAGGAGAAGGAUCAAAGUGAUUGAAGACAUAGCAGAUCUUAGCUUCAAAACUGCCAUGAAGGCAGACCUUGUGAUUGCAGGAUCAGCAGUCUGUGCAUCAUGGAUUGAUCAAUAUAUUGCACAUUUCCCAGCUGGAGGAAGUCAAAUUGCUUGGUGGAUCAUGGAAAAUAGAAGAGAGUACUUUGAUCGGUCAAAACUUGUUCUAAACCGGGUGAAAAUUCUUAUUUUCUUAUCUGAAUUGCAGAGUAGACAGUGGCUUACUUGGUGUCAAGAAGAAAAUAUUAAGCUGAGAUCUCAGCCUACUCUUGUUCCACUUGCUGUUCAUGAUGAGCUGGCUUUUGUAGCUGGCAUUCCUUGUUCUUUAAAUACUCCAUCAACCAUCCCGGAAAAUAUGUUAGAGAAAAGGCAGUUGUUGCGAGCUGCAGUAAGAAAAGAGAUGGGUUUGAAAGAUAAUGAUAUGCUUGUGAUGUCUCUAAGUAGCAUAAAUGCUGGAAAGGGCCAGCUCAUUCUUCUUGAAUCAGCACGCCUCAUGAUUGAUCAAUAUCCUUUACAAACUGACUCUGAAGUUAAAAAAUCAUUCAAUAUUAGGCUAGAUCAGUCUACCUUGGCUGUAAAGCAUCAUUUAAGAGGCAAAUUUUCCUCUGUAAACACCACAAAUGCUGUUGGUGUCAACAACAGUCACAGAAGGAAGAUAUUUGAUGGAAAAGGAACAGAGGAACAAGCUCUUAAAAUUCUUAUUGGUUCUGUUGGAUCUAAGAGCAAUAAGAUACCUUAUGUUAAAGAAAUUCUGAACUUUUUGUCUCAGCAUGCAAAGUUGUCUCAGUCUGUACUCUGGACUCCUACAACUACACGGGUUGCCUCACUAUAUUCUGCAGCAGAUGUUUAUGUCAUGAACUCCCAGGGACUAGGAGAAACAUUUGGCAGAGUGACUGUUGAAGCAAUGGCAUUCGGUCUUCCGGUGUUAGGGACUGAUGCUGGAGGCACAAAAGAGAUAGUUGAGCACAAUGUGACGGGGCUUUUGCACCCCAUGGGGCACCCGGGGAACCAAGUUCUUGCCGAAAAUCUCCGGUUUUUGCUCGAAAACCCAUCUGCAAGGAAACAAAUGGGGAUGGCAGGAAGAAAGAAGGUAGAAGGAAAUUACCUGAAGAGGCACAUGUACAAGAGAUUUGUGGAGGUUCUGACCAAGUGUAUGAGAAGCAAAUAGCAUUCUAGUGUGUCCAUUUUGGGUACACCAAUUCUCAUUAUUUAAUUGGCUUUCAAUUCUUAGUAUUUAUCCAUUACUCGUCACGGACCCCCUUCAAUCUGUCAUACGAUUUCUUUGCUAUGCUUUUAUCUGCCAGGAAACGCAAUAUUU